Molecule: messenger RNA, 1917 nt
Organism: Cryphonectria parasitica EP155
Lineage: Eukaryota; Fungi; Ascomycota; Sordariomycetes; Diaporthales; Cryphonectriaceae
Exons: 4
Coding region: 1-1917 (638 amino acids)
Source: RefSeq, a predicted model, not a curated record
AUGGAUCGCAACGACGUACGCGUUGCCAGGCGCUCCGCCAGCCAUGGCAACCUCAACCGCUCAUUUGAUGCCCGAGGCCGAGCAAGGUCGGACGUUGAUCACCAUCAGCCCUCACCAAGAAGCCUUCGAAGCACCAGAGAGCACCAUUUUCUCGACGACGAUCACCGCAAGGACCACCCCAAGUACUUGUAUUACAACAUGCUAAGGAAGACAACAGAGACCGGCAACAUCGAGCUGUGUUCCCUAAGCGCCGGCAAGAAUAGACCAUUGCGAGCGAGAGCCAGCUUGGGAGACCUGCGCCGACCUUCCCCGCGCGUAAUUCCUAGCUGCGCGGGACCCGGUCAGGAGGAACGCAUCCGGCCUGCGUCCCCGGCACUGACCGAGAAUGGCCUGGUGGACUAUACUAGGAUGGUAGAGAUUGCCAGAACCCCACAGAGAACGACUCACCAUCCUCACGCAAUGUUGUUCCCCUACAAGACAACGAGGGACAUACCAGCACCUCUGGCUGUGAAGUACGACGUCAAUCAAUCUACGCGCUCUUUCACGGAUGAUCCACGUUCGAUCCUACGAAUGCCCAAGGCUCGACCGCCCAUGCCAACUCAGCUCCAUCCCUGGGGUCUGAGACCGAGGCAUAGGUUAGGAAGCGGCUCAUCAGGACACAGUCAAAGGACGUCCAGCCUAACUUCAACGAACGGAGGGUAUGGACCCCCUCGUACAUGCACGCCCAAACUUCCGCCGGCACCUCGGCGAGAACCACUGUUUUACGACUACAGCGAAAACUUCGAAGAUGUUGCCGCAGAACCACCUUCGGAUUACCAGAUCGCUUCAGAUUCGAGAUGUAUGUCCGACACCGUCAGUACAGGCCUCGCGAAGUGCCGCCGUGACUUUAGUUCCGAGACUGCUGAUGACGACGCCAAACGUGCCAUUGAAUUCCUUCAGCAAGCGACCAUGGUCGAAUCUCGUGACGGCAGUAAUGCCUCUGGCAGCUCCAAGGACCUUUCAGGAUCACUUUUGAUGAACAAGACAGAAGACACUGCCACGCAGCCUCCCUCCGGCGAAACGGCCGACGAGGCUUUGGCGUCUAGUCCCGUGUUACCCACGCCUUACCCAACCGCGGAGACAUCGUAUUUCUCAGCUUCCUCAUCUGUCGAUUGUCGGGAUGAAUAUAGAGGCAUUCGCCCUGGUGAUACAGCAUGUGCCGUGGGGCCGGUCGCCAUGAGUUUGACAUCUGAGAUGUCCACGGUUGAAAGUCCUCUCUGCCCUGAGACACCCGACUUUGACAUCGGAAUGCCAAUGACGAAGCCAGAGAUUUGUGCAGGUGAAGAUCGCAUUGUGGGUGAGAGCGAAGACGGCGCAAAGGAUGAAGCAACUUCUGCGAAGUGCUCACGGGAGUGGAUGGGCCUCUCAGAAUCAGUGACCACCGUUGUGCCAAGGCCUGAACUUUCGAGCACUACAUCGGUAGCGUUUGCUCGCCAGGGCAGCACUGGACGAAGAGAUAGCCGCCUCUUCUCUUUGGGUUCUGGGCUGGUUGACUUGGCUUCAUUCGUCAAAUACAUGGACAAACGCAUGCAAACGCCUCAGUCCGACGAACCCGACCAAGUCGAGUUAUCGAUGCUGCCCAGCUCCAAAUCAGUGCCUGGCGGGCUAAAUCCAGUUCAGAGGGAAAAUGGGUUCUCGGCGCCUCCUCGGACAUCGUCACUAUGUCGGCAAGGGCUGGAGUACGCCAAAAUGAAGGCCAACAACCCACUUUCUACGGACGAGCUCGACCAAUAUCAAGUGGUCUCAACCCGCAGCGGCCCGACCUUGGUACCGCAGCCAAUUUCGCCGGUCAAGAUGCUUCGCAUUGCCACCUUUGCCCGAGCUCGCACCCGCUCCGGAGUCGCCUUUGGCAGCGACAUUGGUACCGCUACGGUGUGA